Carassius gibelio (silver crucian carp) is the source of this 3506-nucleotide messenger RNA. It is a transcript of the gene cracdlb, whose product is annotated as cracd like b. NCBI's taxonomy places the organism in Eukaryota, Metazoa, Chordata, Actinopteri, Cypriniformes, Cyprinidae. The coding region runs from base 225 to 2783 and encodes 852 amino acids. The transcript is spliced from 12 exons. The record is from RefSeq and is a predicted model, not a curated record.
CACUAGUGUCGUUGGGUCUCCGAGCUGCGCGCUUUUUGUUGAUGAUCUAAGCGCAGGUGCGCGGCUGAGCGCUUCUGCAUCUUCAUUUCGCAGAGAUGGCAGUGAUCUAACACUAUCAAGGACUGGAGACCACCACAAAAAAAGCCAAAGAGAAAAAAAGGAAACUCUCAGACGAGGAAGAUCAAUCUGCAUCAACUUAAAGCUUCUGAUCAGCAGAUAAAAACAUGGAAUCCAGCUCUGGAGAAAUUGACAAAAAUAGAGAGGAGCUCACAGGAAGGAAGAAGUCACGUUUUAAGCAGCUGAAGACACGUCUCUUUGGGAAACUGAAGAAAAAGGAAAGCGAAGGGCUGAUAAAACAAAGCCAGUCUGCCAGUGACAUCAUGGCUCCGGAGGGCAGAAGAGAAGGCUACGACUCUGAAGACGAGUUUACGUUCCCGCACGGUCUGAGCUCCAGGGCGCUUUCCCAUGACAGCAUCUUCAUUACAGACCAGACCCUGUCCACUGAACCGACCCGGGUUCUUUCACAAGAAAACGUUCAUGGCAAAAUCAAGGCUUUACAAUUGAAACUACAGCAGCAGAACUUACAUCUAGGUCCUCCUCCGAUGCUGAUUCCUGGUAAACGCACAGAGGACUCAGGAACCACUUCAGAGGACGAUGGUUUACCUUGCAGCCCACCUGAGAUGUCCUUCCAUGAGCGAGUCGUGCAUGGAGCAGUUUACAAGUAUCCCGGAUCUCAGAAACAUCUGAGCUCUCUGAGCUUAGCAGGAACAGGAAGCGAAGAAGAGGAGCAGGGGGAUCCUUUCCAGCCAUCAUCGAGACCUCUAUCCCCAGUCUCCAAGUAUCUGUCCCCUCAGCCAAUCAUCUCUCCCGCCUCAGCCUUGACCACGCCCACUGCGGGAGCUGACUUCAGUAGCCCUGCAGGGUUCAUGCCCAGGUUGGAUAACUCAGCUGCUCGUCACCGCAUGUCAGUCAAACCAAGGAACCAACGAGCCAGCACAAGAGGAAAACGAGUGCCACCGGUAUCUCUUUCUCCCAGGCAUCGUUCAGAAAGCAUCAGUGAUUUGGAUAAUGUUCUGUCUGAAGAAGAAGAAGAAGAUGAUGAAACCGUGAUGUCCACGGAGACAGUAAACCAUUACUUGUACUCCUCUCUGAAUUUGGAGCUAACACAGAAACCCACCACUCCAGAACCUACAGAAACAACUCCGGAAAAGUCAGCACAGGACCAAGAGGAGAACCCUAACAGAACUCUGGGUGUUGAAAUCCCAAGGUCAGAAGAGUUUCUUGAAACUGAGGGGGAAGUCACCUCAAAUCCUCUUUAUUUGCAGCCUUUGUCCUUCAGCUUGAUCCUCUCAGGUCCACCGUCGCCUUCAGGACUUCCAGAAUCUACAGCACCGUCAAGAGAAAUAGAGUUUUUAAGAGCCCAUUCACCUAUCCAGACACAUGAUAGAAAUGAUAUCCAGAUUCAGACGUCUGACACAGAUAAAAAGGAAACACUUAGACCACAUGCUUUACCUCUGCCUCGCUUAAAAAAGCACAAAAUGGAAACAAGGAGCCCUCCGUCUCCAAAAGGAGCUGAGGAGGCCUCAACGAAACCUUGGGAAGCUGAAGUAGAAACUGCACCUAACGCUGGAUCAGUCCAGUUUUUAAUUGCAUCUGCAAAGUAUCGCUCCAAAGCAACCAGUGAGACAAAGCAGAACGAGGGUCAUUUGAAAGAUUCUCCAGGAAUCAAGACCCAAGCCGUCAAACCCAAUCCAGAGUCGCAGAAAGAUGAAGUGAGAGAAACAAAACCAACAGAGCUUCAGUAUCUCCUCCAUCAAACUCAAGAGAGAAAAAGCAGUUUUUGUAGAGAAGUGCCACCAGCUGUAAUGUCCAAACCAACAACAGGAACCAAUCUUAGGAAGUCAGACGCUGCUGCAGAACAUGUGGAAACAGAGAAACCGGAGGAACCUGAAGACAGGAAGAUUGCUUUUGGGGUGCAGCUCCGCACAACCUCUAUGUCACUAAAAUAUCGCACGGAUGUUUCCAAAAUCAAGGAUGAAACCAAACGGUACAGUUUAGAGUCUAAUACGGUGACAGAAGUCUCAGAAGAGCAUGCUGGGAAAGCAGAAACCUUUGGGAAUUAUUUGCAUGACAGCAAUUCCAAGAGUAAACCUAGUGUUCCCAAAAAACUAGAUUCACAGAACCUGGACUUUCAGCUUGCCGCCCAAGACUACGGUAGACCAUCUAUCCAAAACACAACAGGAGCAAGUCAAGAGGCUGUGUCUGAGCCGGGCUGGAUGAGUCUGGCCAGAGAGAAGACCAGAGCCUACCAGCCAUUCUUGGGCAGAUUAUCCACGAAUCAGUCACCAGUCCACCCUUCAUCUCCAACAGCUCCUCCUGCACAGCCUCCCAAACCAGUCUUCCAGCCUAAAACACCGCUUCUGAGCACCUCGCUUCAUCCACUGAAAGCAGCCAGCCUACAGACCUCACCCAGACUUCCAGCAAAACCAGCACCUGGCAGAACAAAAGACCGGCAGGACAAAGGCAGGAACAGUACACCAGAAGAUGACUCAGCAAAGAGAGCAGCAAGACCCAUAACACCUAACAACAACACUGAAGUAGCACUUACUCUCACACCUGAGCCUCCAGCAACCUCAUCAUCAUCAUCAUCAUCAUCAUCACCAUCAGCAACAGACAUCUCUCAUCAGCAGCAGCCACGGUCAGAUGGAGCUCAGCCGUCCUGGUUGGAGCUCGCCAAGAGGAAGUCUUUAGCCUGGAGUGACAAAACUUUAGAAUUGAGCUGAGACAUUCAGUGAUGAACUGAUGAAGUGGUGCAAUAUCUAACGUUACAAUGAAUGAAUGUAAUACUGUGUGUUUGUACAUGACUGAUCGAGUGUGAGUGAGUGAGUGAGAGAGUGAGUGAAUGAGAGAGAGAGAGAGAGAGAGAGAGAGAGUGAGUGAGUGAGAGAGUGAGUGAGUGAAUGAGUGAGUGAGCGAGUGAAUGAGUGAGUGAGCGAGUGAGAGUGAUUAUUUUUAAAUUAGAAUUCAUUAUAAAGAUUUUUGUAAUAUGAUACAUAGUUACUGAUCAAGCCUUGUUAUAUACAUAAUCCUUAUCAAAGAAGAACAUGUACUGUAUAUAAUUAUGUAGUUCAUCAUCAUCUAUGUAGUACGUUGUUACAUCAAAACAGCUUAUUCUCAAGUCUGAGUGAUAAUAAAUUAUGAAGUUAAAUAGUUGAUAGUUUGGGCCGAGUUAUUGCAUUAUAUAAUAAUAUAUUAUAGUGGCAUAACAAAAUGCAAUAUUGCACAAACACAUUUCAAGCUAAAUACACCUGUUUUUGUAAGCAUAUUAUUAAUGAAUAUUUAUUUCAAAAUUGCAUUCAGCUAGUUCUUGAGAUGUCUCACAAUUGUUCCAUUUUGCAAACAAAUAGAAAAACAGCAGUAAGAAUAAACUGUAACAACAAAGGAUGAAGGGCAUCACAAACAUAAGUUAAAUUCAUUAAACAGAGAUCAGGUUUAGGGCUUUUUGA